GGAUAAUUAUUAUUUUUUUCAAAGGGCUGUAGGUGAAGAGCACCUUCUUCUUUUCUUAUCUACUUCAAGUUACAGGCAGGAAGGUUCCCGUUUGGGUCAAUCCGUAAGUCUAUCGGCAAAAUAAGCGGAUUGGUUUUAUAAAAGCCUCUCAAAGUCUAAGCGAGUCGGCAGCCAAUCGCCCCGCAUCACGCCACCACGAAGGUGGGGAGGCCCCGUUUAUCUGGACCAGUUUCGGUCUCCUGUCUCCACACCUACGCGGCAUUUUCUUUCAUUCCUCAAGUUUCUGCACUAAACUCGAUAACGGUGUCUUCAGCUCUCGAUAUGUCGUCGCCUGUGGAGAGCAGCUACACAUACGAGGACUACAAAAAAACAGCAGACUGGCUGAUGGCUACGAUAGAACAGAAGCCCAAAGUAGCCAUCAUCUGUGGCUCCGGUCUGGGAGGGUUAGCAGAUCUGCUGCAGAACAAGACUGUAUUGUCAUACAAAGAGAUCCCAGACUUCCCCCAGAGCACAGUGCAUGGUCAUGCUGGUCAGCUGGUGUUUGGAGAGCUGAAUGGGAAGUUCUGUGUCUGCAUGCAAGGCCGUUUCCACUUUUACGAAGGUUACAGCUGCUCUAAGGUGACAUACCCAGUACGAGUGUUCUCCCUACUUGGGGUGGAGACGUUAAUUGUCACUAACGCUGCCGGGGGACUGAACUCCACAUUCAAGGUGGGCGACAUCAUGUUGAUCAAGGACCACAUUAAUUUCCCCGGAAUGGCAGGCCAGAGUCCCUUACGCGGCCCCAAUGAAGAGCGGUUCGGCCUUCGCUUCCCCUGCAUGUCAGACGCGUAUGACCAGGACUUGCUGCGCCUGGCCAAGCAGACCGCAGAAAAGGAAAACUGCGUUCUUCAGGAGGGAGUGUACUGUAUGGUGGGAGGCCCCACGUAUGAGACUGUCGCUGAGUGCAGGCUGCUGCGGACUCUGGGGGCCGAUGCUGUCGGGAUGAGCACGGUGCCCGAGGUGGUGGUGGCCCGCCACUGCCGCCUCCGUGUUCUUGGUCUGUCCAUCAUCACCAACAUGGUGGUGAGUGACUAUAACUGCACUAACCAUGCCAAUCACGAGGAGGUGCUGGAGGCCAUUGAAAGGAGGGCUAAGGAUCUGCAGAAGCUGGUCAGCAACCUGGUGUCCCAAAUAUGACCUGUUGGUGUGGAUGGGUGCUACUUCCUAUGAAAUAAUAAUCACAAGUUAACCAGUCAUUACAAUUGUGCUGUCAAAACCCACGCCUUACAAUACAGAAAUAGUAUACACUCCUAACUUGAUUAACAGCACUUUCACAUACAAGGUUCAUUAAAAAAAUGACACUGCACUUUGCCUUAAAAGAAUCUCCAGUAAUUGUGGAUAGCAUCUAUAAGUGUAAGUGACACUAAGGUGAGCACCUAAUCCAUGUUCUUGCUGUGUGCUGGUUGGUCAGUCUCUUAUAAUCAUGCAUGUGUCACUAAUGUUGAUGUGAAACAGCUGCAUGAAUCUUUCAAUCAAGGAAACAAACCAGUCAAAGAAGAAUUGAACUAAUCAGCCAAACACAGUAGCCUUACAGUUUUAAAGUAGAUUGUAAAACCUGAAGUAGCUCAAAGUGACCCCCCCCAAUUAGGUGGCCACCCUAACUGACAAGGAUAUGGCAGAGAUGGGGUUCUGGGUAUAGGGUGGACUCUGCAGUGUGUUAUAUUUUCUUUAUGUUUUCAGCAUGGACCGUGGAAGGCAUCUGAGUACGGGAGGGCGGGGACUGGGAGGGGUAUGGAGGGUGGCCCCCCCGGUGCUGCAAUCCAUGGUAUUUAGCCAAAAAUGCUUUAUUUGGUGAUGGGCGAUUGGCUACAUUUCUAUUGCUGGUGUCCAUGUGGUGGUUCAGUCUUCCAUAAUCAAUGCACUUUAUGCAGACAAUGUGCCUUCCACAAAUGUUUUAUUGCUAUGGGUAUUUUGCUAUGAAUUACUAAACUGGUUCUUACUACAUAAAUAUUAAAACAAAUGUAAAGCAUCCUAAUUCUUUAAUGCAAGCUAAUCAUGUACCGUAUGCGUGCACAAUCAGUUUACCAAGAGCAGAGACACGAUUCUUCAUUUUUGUUCAUGUUUUAAAUCAAAAUAUGUUGAUUACUGAUGUAUGAAAAUAAAUGGUAGUGAAGAUGC
Brienomyrus brachyistius is the source of this 2157-nucleotide messenger RNA. RefSeq names its product purine nucleoside phosphorylase 6 (gene pnp6). Bases 322 to 1176 code for a protein of 284 amino acids. Gene Ontology annotation, biological process: nucleoside metabolic process. Gene Ontology annotation, molecular function: purine-nucleoside phosphorylase activity. The record is from RefSeq and is a predicted model, not a curated record. Gene Ontology annotation, cellular component: cytoplasm. The transcript has 6 exons. Lineage: Eukaryota; Metazoa; Chordata; Actinopteri; Osteoglossiformes; Mormyridae.